Ostertagia ostertagi is the source of this 339-nucleotide messenger RNA. The record is from the annotation of a GenBank genome assembly. Lineage: Eukaryota; Metazoa; Nematoda; Chromadorea; Rhabditida; Trichostrongylidae.
AUGUUUUCGUCGCCGUACUACGCCGUCAACGUCCUUACGAACAUCGCUUCACCACAUCAGGAAGCCGCGCCGAGUUUACGUCAAAUACGUUUUCGUCACUUCAUCGCAUCAGGAGGAUACGCUGAGUUUUCGGACUUUUUGGUGUUCUACCGAUGGUCAUGUAUUGUAAUUGCAGCCAUGAUGUAUGUGGUAGUGGUAAUUCUGCUGCGUAAGAGGUUUAUCAAGACAUCAAGGGCUUUCGUUCCAUCAAUGAGCAAAAUGCAGAGCAACAAAAUCAUGCGUAGCAAUGUUACAAUGGUCACUGAUCAACUUUCUCAUAUUCUUCGUGCGGCAUCGUGA